GCGAUACGCGUCGGGUCAUACGAUCCACUCUCACGCAUUCUACUGGCUUCCGCCAUAUUACAUUUCUAACUCAAACCAGUUCUAUUAAAAUGUAUCAAAAUGGUGAUUCUUAAACUCGAGAAGUGUCGUCGCGAUACUAAAGUGACAGAGUUCGGUAUGUUCUUCGAACCUAAUCAUCCUAAAAGGUUUUUUAAAUACAGUUGACAAAAAUCUGACACGUUCCGGGAUUUUCGGUUUUGUGUUCUGGAACUGAUAAAUUAACAAGCCAACUAAGAUAAGUAAUCUUUCCCGCGCGUUUUGAUUUUGUAAUUUAAAUUUGGAACAUUCUUUAUAUCGUCAAUUGACGAUUUCAUUUUUAAACGAUGGAGAAGCAAAAGUAUUCACGUGUACAGUCUUAUGGCAGUAUGAGUUCAGCUAGAAGCGACAAUGACAUGACCGUACAUAGCCAGUUGUAUCCUUAUCCGAAGAAAAUGGUCGUAGAAAGAGAAAUACUAUACGAGGAAGAGCAUCCACCUUUUCAACCACUGUUUGCAACCACAAGACUGUUUGGCAAUUCAAGAUUUACGUUGCUAUUGGUGUUAUAUAUAAUAUUUUACUUUGCUUAUUUGGUGUCUGGAGCAUUUGUGUUCUCGGCUUUGGAAGCACCUUUGGAGAAUCAGAUAAGACUGGAAGUGAUCAGAGCUAAACAAGACUUCAUGGUGAAACAUCCUGAUGUUACUGAUGAUGACCUGGAGACACUCCUGGAGGAGGUGGUGCGCGCCAGCAACCGAGGAGUGUCGGCAUCGCGUAACUCUAGCGGGGGUCCCAACUGGAGUUUUGGCCAGUCGCUGUUUUUCUCGUCAACUGUGGUCACCACCAUAGGUUACGGCCACGUAACACCGUUGUCGAAGCCUGGCAAGAUGUUCUGCAUGAUCUACGCAUUGCUGGGGAUUCCUCUGACCCUGGUGCUGCUGUCUGCGCUGGUGGAGCGCCUGCUGCUGCCGGCCACAGCCCUGCUGAGGGCCUUGAAUGCAUCCCUUGGGCAUCUAUACCGCCCGUUCUCUAUACGACUUGUGCAUCUCAUGAUCAUUGUAACAACUCUGGUAGUCUUCUUUCUGGUGGUGCCAGCAGCCGUGUUCGCUAACCUCGAGCCGGACUGGGACUUCCUCGACUCCUUCUACUACUGCUUCAUCUCUCUCACGACCAUUGGACUGGGAGAUUACAUCCCUGGUGACUCGCCCGGCCAAGUGCACCGGCCUCUCUACAAAGUCGCUACCACUUUCUACCUUCUUAUCGGGCUGACAUUCCUCAUGCUGACAUUGACCGUCUUCUACGAUAUACCCCAACUGAACCUCAGCACGGUGUUCUCCUCUGUGAAGCUUGAUGAGGAUCCCGAAAAGAUGCGCCUCAGCGGCUCCGGGGUGAUGGGCCCAGGAUACGGGAUCGGUGGUCUUGUGAUGAGGGAUGAUUACAGUCACCACGACCAGCGCCGUUCGGUGGUACACAUCAGACCACACUUGGAUGAUAGUCCCAGCCCCGAGGACACUACUCCCGUCCACGCCAGAGAUAUGAGGGUACAUUGAAGAGACGGUCCCAAAUUAAAGGACUUCAGCUUUCGUGUAUUUUAAUUUUUAUCAUUUUUAGCAUAUCUCCUUUGGGUAAUGAUACAGUUUUGUAACAGUUGGAUGCUUCCUUUUUAUAUCCAUUACUACAUUUUGCCCGCAAAUUAUUUUUUUAUACUAUGAUGUUUACAAGCACACGUCCCAUCUGAUGGUAAACGGUUACUGUAGCCUAUGGACGCCUGAAACACCAGGAGUGACACGUGCGAGUUGCCGACCCUUAACGGACCUUAACCCUUCUGUCAUCUGUGCAUUAUCAUGG
Achroia grisella is the source of this 1860-nucleotide messenger RNA. RefSeq names its product potassium channel subfamily K member 1-like. Bases 363 to 1562 code for a protein of 399 amino acids. The record is from RefSeq and is a predicted model, not a curated record. Gene Ontology annotation, biological process: stabilization of membrane potential; potassium ion transmembrane transport. Gene Ontology annotation, cellular component: membrane. The transcript is spliced from 5 exons. Gene Ontology annotation, molecular function: potassium ion leak channel activity. Lineage: Eukaryota; Metazoa; Arthropoda; Insecta; Lepidoptera; Pyralidae.